Molecule: messenger RNA, 3750 nt
Organism: Acanthoscelides obtectus
Lineage: Eukaryota; Metazoa; Arthropoda; Insecta; Coleoptera; Chrysomelidae
Source: the annotation of a GenBank genome assembly
GCAGUGUCGAAAUGCUUAUGUGCUAUAUAUAUAUAUAAGUGUAAAGUCCGUUAGUAUCGUUCGGAAUAGUUGGCGCCGGCCGGCUGUUGGCUAAUUUACGCGCUCGUCACCAACCAAAAUGUUUGGAGUUGCUUCGGUGUGCGCACCGGCAGCCCAUCCCGACUAAACUAUCGGCCGUUAGAAAGUCUGCAGUCUGCGGGGGCCCUUCGCGACACUUCGCCUUUUUCGUACUCCGUAUGAAAUAAAGCCCAUUUAUUAUCACUAUUAUAACUUUGAAUAAACAAAUCCAAAUUGGCACGUAUCCCACGAUCGGCAAUCCGAAUAUGAAAGGACAACUAUUACCAACAAGAAAAUCUGACCCUACAACGUCCUGGAGACUUUACUGCUCGCAAGCAGCCAUUCAAGAUUGACAUUUGCGGAGAAUCGGUUAGAUUUACAAUUUUUUCGCUCUCCGCACAUUGCCAUGGCAACCUGUAAUUCAAAUAGAUAAAUAUACAUAUUACGAGUUUUUAUUAUGUAUACAAAGUGGGACAUGGACCAUGGAAUUCUGAACGUGAAAUGGAAAAUACUCUGCUAUUACUGCUGUAGCAAUAUAGAAAAAGUCGAGCGCAAAGAAUUGUCAUGUCCUAGAAAUAUCGCCAAAUUUCUUUCAAUUAGCAACUCCGUAAGUCGUUGAGCUCCAAAGAAAGUAAAUAGAAAAUUCGAUUUUUGGCAAUGCUACGAAAUAUAUCGAAACUGUGUCGUUCUUUUUCCUGCGUCAAGUGAAUAAUACGAGCUUUUUCGGUGUAACGUACAGGGUUCUGUUUGUAAUGUAAGCAAUAUUCUGUAACCUAGGCGAAAGAAUUGAUUAUUGCACAUUUACUCCAGUUUCUCUUAUCUCUUGCUCCACGUGUGUUGGGUUGAAACAAUAUGGAGCUGGAAUUAACUCGAGUAGAUUAUACAGUCGUGGGUGUGACUAACUCCAAUUGUCUUGUGUUGAUGCCUGGCAAUUUGCCCAAGGAACAAUGUAAGGUAGCUAUUGUAGAUGAAGACGGGGUACUGCAGGUGUUUUCGAUAAAAAAAGACGAAAUAGUCUUGCAUUUUAAGACUUUACCAGGACCUCCGAUAAGUUCGCUAAAAUACGUAAAUGGAUCUGGGCUGAAUCAAGGAAAAAUAUUCGUAGCAUCAAAAAAUGAAGUCAGAGGCUAUUCUCAAAGAGGGAAAUUAUUCCUGACUUUCGAUUCAGGGUUAACAGAACCUAUAAGCACUAUGUUCGUUAUGGACAAUGAUCUUUUCCUUUGUGGAAAACACAUAUAUACUCAUUAUAGAGACUGCAGAGAAGUUGGAUCUUACUUAUGUGGAGACAAAAUAGUUGAUGUAGUGGCCUUUUACUCGACCAAGAGUCGAAGACUGAUGUCCAUAAUCGCCUGCGAAGGAAGAAUGUGUAGGAUUUUGGAGCAUGCGAGAGUAACGUGUAGUUUGGAAGUAGAUACUUCUCCUACUAUACUCCAUUUACAUGAGGAUGAUGAUUCAAGAAGUGUCCUAUUUGGUACAAUAGAUGGUAGAGUUGGAAUAUUAAAUGUAGGAAAUUUACAGGCAUUUAAAGGUUGGUUGAUAAGCAACGAAAAUAACUCUAGUUCGAUCAACUGUAUGGAUAGUUACGAUUUGAAUGGUAGCGAUACGAAUCAACUAAUCAUUGGAAGACAAGAUGGUAUGAUUGAAGUAUAUCAAUUGAGUUUAAAUCUCAAUGUCGAGGUUAUCCAGAAAAUAUUCUCUUUUGAUUGCAAUGAAAGAGUGACAGCCCUCAAAUGCGGCGUUAUAGGAGAGCAAGGUUUCAAUGAAAUCCUUGUGACGUCAUACACAGGCCGAGUUUUUGGUUUGACAACACAACCCAUAAGUACACACAUCGACAAUUCGGAAGGCAAAUACGUGUUUUCUACAAACUCUUCUGAGAAGAUUCAUAAAUUGAGGUACGGAAUACUGAAAUGUUUGGUUUCUGAUUAGUCCAUAUAUGCGCAGUCUUUUAGGAGAUCGAUAUAUUUUGAAAAUCACUAUUUCAUAUUUGAUUUAAUCAAAGUAAGCGUACUAGACGACCGCCCAGGGCGCCAGGACCUGAGGCGCCUGGCUGUUGGGUCGGAAAGGGGCAAGAGGGAAUUUGGGGCGGUUCCGGCCCUGUUUGCUGAUAAGACCAGGGCCGGGAAAAAGUAGGUCCAAUAUACUUUUUGAGUUGACGUUAAUUUGGAGUCCAAGCUAUUUCUAGAAGAAUUACCAAGCAUAGUCAACCUUAAAGGCCGUCCGUGACUGUACUUUAGAAUAUGACAUGAAAGAGUGCCAUUUUGUUCCUGUCGCCACGUGAGGCCGGGCGUUGCCAUGAAGGAGAAUGACACCGCUAGAGAGCAGACCCCGCCGGCGGUUUUGAAUAGCGCGCCUAAGGUCAUGUUUUACGGUACCUCUAAACAUGUAUAGCAGGACGAAUUUUUUUGAGUUUAAAAGCCGCGUUAUUAUUUACUGAGUGACAUGGCGACAAAGAAAACAGUAUAACCGUAUAUAAUUCUCGAAUUCCCCUCUUUCUGAAAGUUGAAGCUUAUAGAAAUGUACGUCUAGACAGCCAUGACCCAAGAUAUAGAUUGAUUGAACUGGGAACCAUUUCAAAGUGUGCAAGAGAUAACACAAAGAAUCGAUCUUAAUGGUUGGAACAAGAAGCUAGAAACGAAAAAAUGUAGUGUGUAUGUAGUACGUAAACUUCGUUGUUACAACUCUUUGAAAAUGUUUCCUAUUUUGUUUUACCAUCUAACAAGAAAUAGCAAAUUAAUAAUAUAUGCUUUCACCAUAUUUUCAAUUUUUUUAGUUUUGUGGCAGAAUUAUUGAGGUGAAUAGAGGCCCAGUCAUGAGUAGUAGGAUUACUCCGCAAACUAUAUAGUUUCUUUCUAAGUCUAUUCCAUAAGUAGCUAUUUUCAGCAGUAAUAAAAAGCAUGGGGCGGCCGCUUUGCCAAAACUGUCCGUCGAUAAAAAAUACAUAAGUCCGAACAUGAGAAGGACUUUUUCGCUAGUGAAACUAAACAUAACUCAUUGUACGUCACUGCUACGUGAUGUGUCUUUGUGUACUCAAACCGCAUUAACGGUAGCGUAUGAUGCAUGUCGCUACUCGUUUUACAGUGGCGUAUCCAGAAAAAAGUUGGAGGGAGCUAGGAUUUCAAAAAGGGCAUGCCGCAAGUUGUUUAAGUUUUAUGGUUUGCUGAUAAUUGCAACAAAACACAAAAUAUUAUUUCAAAAAUUCGUAAAAAAUCGCUAUCGACAAUUUGAUUCAUUAAAUAAAUACUAUGAUUAAGCUUCGAUCAUGCUACUUUUUUCAUUUGAUGAUGAAAAAUGUUGCCUCACGUUUUUCAAUGUCUAAAAGAGACUCACAGUAAAGACCGGCGAUUAAAAAUUGAAGAGCGGGAGAGCGGGAGGCGGGUGCAUGCUUAAGCAGGACUUCUGAAAGCAAACGCCCUUAUGACGAUUGAGGAGCGUGUAAAGGAAGGGCACCUUCGCCACUGUUCAGAUAUUUAUUUUAAAUACUUCGAUAUUGCGAUUCCAUCAGUUUCACCUCCAUUCUUUCUGGAUAAGGUUCAGAUAUUUAGAAAACAUACUAUUGUUCCUUUAUACACCUAUAAGGUUCUUGAUCCUCAUAUUGCCCGUCUCCCUAAUUCGCCUCUGUCUAUUUCAUUUUGGUACUUGAUAAUAUAAUCAGCAAUUACUUAGAUUUAUAGGUUGUAGAAAUCAUUCACUUUU